Nasonia vitripennis (jewel wasp) is the source of this 4935-nucleotide messenger RNA. RefSeq names its product bcl-2-related ovarian killer protein. Bases 3343 to 4218 code for a protein of 291 amino acids. Gene Ontology annotation, molecular function: protein heterodimerization activity; protein homodimerization activity. Lineage: Eukaryota; Metazoa; Arthropoda; Insecta; Hymenoptera; Pteromalidae. The transcript has 5 exons. Gene Ontology annotation, cellular component: mitochondrial outer membrane. Gene Ontology annotation, biological process: regulation of apoptotic process; intrinsic apoptotic signaling pathway in response to DNA damage; extrinsic apoptotic signaling pathway in absence of ligand. The record is from RefSeq and is a predicted model, not a curated record.
UUGGGGCGGAGUGUAGAGUCUAAACUGUGCUGUUUAGCGACCGGAAUAAACCUAUUUAACAUUCAAUUAUUUCAUUAUCGAAUUAUGUAAAAUUUGUCAUUCGCGCGAGCAUUUUCACGCCUAUACAUUUCAAAAUUAAAUAAGUAUCAGUGAAAUGUGACAGUGAAUGUGUGCAAAACCGGUGUGUUGAGGCGUAUGAAUUAACUUUUUUUUUUUUUUUCUACUAAUGAACAAGACGUUAUUUUUAUGCAAUUUUCGUGUUUGUUAUAAAAAUUGCUUUAACGUAUGCAAAUUUUUAAAAAACAGUGGUACUUUUUAAAAAACAGUUUUCAAUCAAAAUCAUGGUUCUCUAGUUUUCAAAGUCAGUAUAAGAGCGGAAGCCCUUAUCCCGCAUAACCUUUCUCGGAGGCGCGCAACGAUAGGGGUCAAAAUAAUUUCGAAAACAUAACUCUAAAAAUCAAUCCAGCUUAUCUGAAAAUAUUUCCACGUAAGUUCAACGCACUGAUAAUAUCCUUUUGCCAAAAACCUGUCCUAACAAACUUAUCACGUCCUCGGCAUCGCGAGCACGAACAAUUGUCGGCAAAGCGUUGACCUCUAUAGUAUUACACAUUAUGAAUUCAGCGAUUUUUCGACAAUACCGCACGAGAUACGGAGCCGCGCAUUAUAUUAUAGGAAGGGAUUAAUGAGAUUCUGCCGUACAUAAGUCGAUCUCUUUUUCGUCUACGUCGAGCGUCCGAUUCGAUUUCGCGCGUAAAUUGAUUAUGCGGCUCUUUUGGUGUAAUCGCGUACAAUGAAUCAGGCGCGAGAAAAAUUACGGAAGUGCAUGAAAGCCAUAAGAAUUCAGCCGAUCUGUGCGUCAAAGCUUUUUGCUUGCGUCUUCGCCGAUUGCAAAAAUCUUUCGUCGUAUUUUAAGCCUUAUUUUGUUCUUAUCUCAUCGCGCACCGUUUAAACGGAAAGUGCGCUAAUUAAACAAUUCUCUUGCAGCCGCGCUUCUCUUUGAGAAAUGUGUGUUAGGUAUAUUCUAUAUCAGAAGUAUUUAUUGCGUUACAAACGUGCGGCGAUUAGAAAAAUGUUCGUUGGCUUUUAUGACGCGCGUCAAUUAAAUUUAGCAGCGACGGUAUUACACGUACGACAUACUGCACUUGCGCAAAAAUAAACAGCAAGAAAUAUCGAUUUCGAUCGAGAUGUUUUCAAAGCUGCGCGCGAACUUGCGGCGUAUUUUUCUUCGACGACGGAAUUCCUCGUGCGAAGGUUCCCGAUUCUAUAUACUUCAAAUUCACACUGACAUUCUCUCGCUCGAGUCGUGCCGCUGCAUCGCGAAACAAUAAUUCCACAGCUGCGCGUCUCGCUUGUGUAUCUUUCUCGCUGCGGCAAUAGACGGCCUUUUUUGCGAGCCUUCAUUUCGUCAUCGCAGGUGUUUUUCGCGACAUAGGAAUUUCGCUGUGCCAUCCGUAUUAGCGCUAUCGUCAUUUUCAUCGUCGCAACUGAAUCGUUAUUUAUCAUAUAGUUAUAACUAUAAGUACCCGACAUAAAUAUCGUUUGCGGUUAGGGCACUACCUAUAUGUACGAAAUAAAGGCGACUUUUGCUUCCGGUUUUGAUAGCGCGCGCUUUCCGUUCUACUGCUUUACGCGAUUAUUUUACGUAUACUUAUACCUUCUUAUCUCGGCUUAUCUAGUUCACCACAUGCUUCGAUUUUUCGUGGGAAAAGCGACAAUUGCCGGUGUAUAAUUUUAGAAGAUUUGAUUAUAAUUGUACGAUCCGUUUCGUUUUUAUUUGCGAACCACUUGACCCUCGGACACUAUUAUUGUGUUAUGCACGAAUGCAGAGUACGCGCAGCUUCAUUGUUAUUUAUCUACCUGUCAUAUGGGAUGUUGAAUAAUCAUUUUACAUAAUAACAAUUGAAUCCUGCAUAAGAAUUUAUUUAAAGAUUGUUCCAGUUCCUAGUCAAACACGUAUACGUUAAAGAAUCAGUUCAUAUUUUUUUUCAUCCCCGCAAAAAGCGCUUUUAGUAGGAAAACCCAAUGGUGUAAAGACUUGUUCUUUAAAGAUUUUAAAAAUGCUGUCGAAGAAAGGGGCAGAAACGUACUCGACGUGGCAAUGGCGAUCGGACACACUAUAAGACGUCAUUCAACAAAACUUGGAGAAAAAUCGGAAACUCGUCGUCAACUAUAUUCAUCUCCAAUGGAGCUUUAAAAUGAGGUUACAUAGGUUACAUAGUGGGCCUGUAGUUUAUCAAUUUUUCUGCAGGAACGUUCUCACAACGAAAUGAUUGAGACGCAGUGCAAACUAUAUCCAAUAUAAUUCAUCGAUUAGAUGCGAAUAGGACGUAUUAUUUUUCGGUAAUCUUCGAAUAAGAGACAAAGUGUUAAUUGAAACUGAUGGUAUCAUCUUCAAUGACGAAUUUAGAAGAAUAAAAAACGCGACGGAUCAAAGUUGGAAAAUUUCUUCCGAUCGAUCUAUCAUGACAACUGCACACUUCUUUAUCAAUUAGUUUUUAUCGGAGAUUUUUCAUGCGCCAAGUUGGUGACGCACAUAAAGAACCAGCUAUACAAUUUCUAAAGAUUUUAAUUUCAAAACUCGACCGAGAGACUCGUCAUCGGCUCUACAACAGAGAGGUCGAAGCAACGUAUCAAUAAUAUUCUUCUGCGUAUAAUAAUCCCAGCGAAUUUCGCUGUACAGCCGAGCAGAAAAAUCAACGCCUCAGAUAAGACCGGCGAUAAAACUCUGACCACCUGUCUCGCGAUCGAUAAAAAAACGCCGAUUUUUCCCGCUCCUCGCGCAAACAAGCCACACAGCAUCAUCGUUCUCGUCGUUCGAUCUUUUCAGGCCGAUAUAGCAUCGAAUCUGCGGGCCCGAAAAAAGAUCCUUGACUACUCGACCUCGUGCUCGUGUGCACGCAAUUUUGGCGAAUUAGUAUGAGAAGCGCGCGCCGCGGCACACGGAGGACGCGGCGUAAGGCAAGGAGUAGCCGCCGCGCUGUGUAAUACAGUUCAGUGGAGCGUAGGCCGCCGCGGCGUGUAGUCGUCGAUAAGAGCUCAUUACGCGAGGCUACACUUAUCAUCAGCUCCGUGUGUGUGAUUUAUCUCUCGCGAGUGACUUUAUUUCGGGAGAGUGCGCGGAAUCGUGUGUGCCUUCGACUUUUCCCGCCAUCAGUGCUGCACGUGCGGCUGGCUCAUAUAUAUAUACCCGCGCGCGCGCGAUGUAUAGGUGACACAAGUGUCUUUUUUUCUUCUGUUCUCCUGCACCUCCUGUGAUGGAGACCAUGUGAUCGGUGGAGGAAGAUCACCCAUUGCUGGGCUUUUUGUAUCGAGGCUCGAGCACGCAAGCGACGUCCCGUGUCGAUGGUGAUAAUGCAGCAUCCGCCGCCGCAGAUCCGACACACGACGUCGACGGAGGACGUGUCGGCGGCCAGUUCUGUGGCGGCUGCGGCUGCCCUGGCCCGCAGCUACCGCAGAAGCAGUCUCGCCGCGACGCUUCACGCGAACUUCAUCAGUCUCGGCGGACACCCCGACGCCUUCGAUGCAGCCAGGCGUCGGCUCAGCAACGUCAGCGACGUCGUCUCGCGAAAAAUAUCGCGCACCAUCGGCUGGCGAUCGCUGUCCGUCUCGGUCGAGCUUACAGUCUCGCAGGGCAAAGCGCUCUGCGGCCAGUACAUCCGCAGCCGUCUCAGGCGCUCGGGCAUCUUCCACCGCAAGCUGGGCCUGAAGCGAGUGCGUAGCGCCAAGCUGAUAUCGGGCAGCAGCGUGGUCGAGGAGGUCUUCCCGGUGCUGGACGCCCUCGGCACGGAGCUCGAGAAGAUGCACCCGCAGCUGUACGAGCGCGUCGGUCGCCAGAUCGGUCGCGGUCUCUUCAACAGCGAGCAGAAGGUCUCCGACGCUCUGACCGACAUCUCCCGCGAGAUGCUGCGGGCCGGCGAAUGCAACUGGGUCAAGAUCGCCUCGAUUUACGCGGUGGCCGGCGGCAUCGCCGUGGACUGCGUGAAACAGGGCAAACCCGAGUUCCUGCCCGUCAUCCAGAGAGCUAUGAUCAUCGUCCUCGAGGAGUACCUCGCCUCGUGGAUACAGGCCAAUGGUGGAUGGACUGCUUUGGUACUCAAGUACAGGCCGGCGCCGAGGCAAACGAAUUGGCAAGCCGGCGCAGUGAUAUUCUUCGGACUCGUAGCCGUGAUCUGGGCUAUCCUCUGUUUCGCAGUGGCAUUCAAAGCCUCUUUACUGUGAUAAACUGCUGUUUUCGACGCGCAUUUUUGGAAGAACUCACAUAGAAUUCGUAACUUUCGUAAUUUUAAUUAAUUUAUAUUCAAUCAUGUGUAUGACUUGCGUGUACGCGCGCCUCUAUUGUUUUAUUUAUUGACGGAUUUGCGCUCGAUGAGCAAGCCGCAUAAUCUCGGGGGAGAUGGCGAGGCUGACAUAGGAUCCCGAGAGUUCAGUUUAUGGUCCGCCCCUCCCCUACUCCGGAUCCUUCGCUGCACGCCCAGGACUGCAUUAGAGUAUGCGUUAUACCGUCGUUGCUGGAGCACUUUUGACGGAGCAGCAGACGUAGAAGGUUCUUGCCAAUAUUUCAAGCGUUUGGAAGCAGAGGCACAGAAGGAAAAUCGGAUGCGCCAACGACGUAAUCUGAUGAUCAUCAUGCACAACGAGCAGGAGAUUUUAAUUUCAAUAGUGCUUCUAUUGUUAUUUUACAGUUUAUAGUGCGAUAUUGAAAGCAUUUCAAAUUCUACUCCGACGAUUUUCAAAUACUUAUAUGCAUUAUCCUCCUGUGUGAGAAAGUGAUUUUUAACGCGCGGUUGAAGUGGAUUAUGUAUUGGUUAAUUUCUGAUGAAUCAGAAAGAGUGGUUGUUUUAAUGGCGCUAAAUUUGAAAAUUCUAAUCUGAAAAUGUAGCCCGCUUAAAUACUAAGCACCUAGUAUAUGAAUAAACCUCGAUCGAUCACAAUUUA